Messenger RNA from Kogia breviceps (pygmy sperm whale), 2453 nucleotides. The record is from RefSeq and is a predicted model, not a curated record. NCBI's taxonomy places the organism in Eukaryota, Metazoa, Chordata, Mammalia, Artiodactyla, Physeteridae.
ACGGUCGCAGAGGCGGGGCCGGAGGCCGCUGAGCCGGCGGGGCUGGACGCGCUGCUGGAGGGCGGCGGAGGCUGAGUAAGAUGAAGAUCCAGUUUCAGAUGUGAGAGUCACUGAGUGAUCAUUUCAUUGAGAUCAACUUGAAUGACCAGGUGAAAAGUGCAAGAGGAAUGUGCUAUGACUGAGGCAACUCACAAUUUUUUAUUGCCAACCUCUACUUCCUUUGACUCUACAAAGAAAAUUGUAUCUACAGCAGCCCCUAAAGCCCGGGAGUCCAGCAAAUCAUCAGACAGACUCAUGACUGAAAAACAGCGGGAAGAAGCAGAAUGGGAAAGCGUAAACGUGCUGUUGCUGAUGCAUGGCUUAAAACCUUUAUCUCUAGUCAGAAGAACAGAUACGAAAGAUCUCAUCAUUUUUGACAAACAGUCAUCACAAAGGAUGAGGGAGAAUUUAAAAACUUUGAUGGAAGAAACAUCACGUCAACAGAACAUGAUCCGGGAGCUCAUAGAAACUAAUAAGCAGCUUAAAAAUGAACUUCAGCUACAACACAGCCGAGCCGCAGAUCAGGAACAACGAGCUAAUGACUUGGAACAAAUUAUGGAGAGUGUGAAAUCCAAAAUUGGUGAAAUGGAGGAUGAAUCCCUAAAUAGGGUUUGCCAGCAACAGAAUAAAAUGAAAGAACUUCAAAAGGAGCAUAAAGCUUUACAGGCAAAAUGUGAGCAUUAUAAGAAAAAACGAAUGGAGCAACAAGAGACUAUUGCUUCUUUGCAGAAGGAUAUCUCUAGAUUAACAAAGGAGGACGAAGAGCGCAUCACCACUCAAAACAGAGUGUUCUCCUAUCUCUGCAAGAGAGUUCCUCAUACCAUCUUGGAUAGACAGUUGCUUUGCCUGAUUGAUUACUAUGAAUCUAAAAUUAGAAAAUUUCGUAAACAAAGGCAAUGUAAAGAAGAUGAAAGUCAGUCAGAAGAAGACUACAGAAGUCUGAGUGCUUCACCCCCUUAUAAAGGCCUUCUAAUGUCAUUACAGAAUCAACUCAAGGAAUCGACAUCUAAGAUAGAUGCACUUUUAAGUGAAAAGCUGAAUCUCCAAAAAGAUUUGGAAACCAGGCCCACACAGCAUGAAUUAAGACUUUAUAAACAACAGGUGAAGAAGCUGGAGAAAGCCCUUAAGAAAAGCAUCAAAUUACAGGAUCUUAUCAGUCAAAAAAAGGCUGAAGACAAAGAGGGAAAAGAUGAGCCCAGCAAAGAUAACCAGCAGCAGACCCUAAUUGACCAGAGAUACUUUCAGGUAUUAAGGAGCAUCAAUUCAAUUAUUCACAAUCCAAGAGCUCCAGUAAUAAUUUAUAAACAGAGCAAAGGAGGAGCCCAACAUUUUAAUAAAGAUCUUGUUCAAGAUUGUGGAUUUGAGCAUCUUGUUCCUAUAAUAGAAAUGUGGGCAGAUCAACUGGCUUCCUUAAAGGAUUUGUAUAAGUCCUUGAAAAUACUAUCUGCAGAACUGGUGCCUUGGCAUAAUUUAAAGAAGCAGGAUGAAAAUGAAGGUGUCAAAGUUGAAGAUUUGUUGUUUAUAGUAGAUACCAUGUUAGAAGAAGUGGAAAAUAAGGAAAAGGACAGCAAUAUGCCAGACUUUCAAAUGUUGCAAGCUAUUGUUUCUCACUUCCAAAAAUUAUUUGAUGUGCCUUCUUUAACUGGAGUCUAUCCCCGAAUGAAUGAAGUUUAUACUAGGCUUGGAGAAGUGAACAAUGCUGUGAGAAACCUCCAGGAACUCUUAGAACUAGAUAGUUCAUCCUCAUUGUGUGUGCUGGUGAGCACAGUUGGAAAAUUGUGUAGGCUGGUUAAUGAACACGUGAAUGAACAGGUUAUGCAGGUAUUGGGACCUGAAGACCUCCAAAGAUUUUAUACUGCAACAUAUGUUCUGCAAGUUUUCCAAGAAGAACCCUUACCAGACACUUGAGUUUUCUGAUACUUGAUGCUUUUAAAAAGAAUGUAUGUCUCACUAUUGGUCUUUUUCUCCUUCCCACAGUUUUACUGAUUACUGAUACUUAUUCUUAAUGUUUAAUAGAAUACAGGAUAUAAAAGCCAAUUCUUUUAAGAAAAUGUUAUAAAAGCAUGGUCUCUUAAGAAUCCUCAAGCUAAAUUGAAAGUUCCUAUAUUAGGAAUGUUAUAUAGAUUUAACUUUAGAACAGAUGAUUACACUGAUAAUAUAUAUAUUUUUUAGAGAAGUGUUACUAGAUGAACAAAGAGCUGAAAAAGGACGGAAUGCAGUAAAUGGUCAUUAAACUUAUAUUUAAAUUAGCAGGACAAUUUCUUUCCAUUUUGAAAUGUUCUAUGUCCAGUGAGAUGCAAGUUGGAAAUUCAGUGUAAACUGCAUUUUUUUUUUAAAGCAUUAUCAACAAAUUGGAAGAACAUGAGGAAUUUUUCCCAGCAUUUCAGGCAUUUACUAAUGAUCUACUUGAAAUC